Molecule: messenger RNA, 4070 nt
Organism: Acipenser ruthenus (sterlet)
Lineage: Eukaryota; Metazoa; Chordata; Actinopteri; Acipenseriformes; Acipenseridae
Product: probable E3 ubiquitin-protein ligase HERC3
Exons: 31
Coding region: 243-4070 (1275 amino acids)
Biological process (GO): protein ubiquitination; ubiquitin-dependent protein catabolic process
Molecular function (GO): ubiquitin protein ligase activity
Source: RefSeq, a predicted model, not a curated record
UGUUUCAGAAGGCAGGUUAAAAUGUGUACGAUCCAAUCCGUGUAGUCUGGGGGCGGCGGUAUGUUUUUCUCACUGCUUGAAAAAAAACGUGGGCGUGACAAAACAUUAACAUCUGGAAUACUAUAUAAUUGUUCACUGGAGCUUUUAAUACGGUAUUAUUAUUUAGCAUUCAGCGGUAGAAGUUGAAACCGAUGCACACUGCAGAAUCAAACCUUAUUGUAGGCUGAUAGCAGAUUGCUUUUAUGAUGAUGUACACCUGGGGAGAAGCUACCUGGACUGACUUAGGGUUAUCUCCUCAGACAGGUGAUGACAUUAAAUUGGAGGACAACAAUUUCCAUCUACCAGACUCGAAAAAAGUAAUUGAAAUUGCGUGUGGAAACGGCGUUAUUGCGUUUGUUAAGGAAAAUGGGAAUGGCGUGAUGUGGACAAAGAGUGAAGAAAGAGGAGAGCAACAUCAGAAAAGAAAAUUAAAGCCUCUGUUGCUGAGAAAAGAAAAGAUCAACAUUGUAGACUGUGGUGCAACUCGUAUUGUGCUGGUUUCUGAAACAGGAAAGAUUUUUGAGUGGAAUUGCCAAGAUCAAUCUAAAGUGGUACAUCCCAGGUUGCUGUCAAGUUUAAGUGACAGAAAAAUCAUUCAAAUUGCUUGUGGAAACCAUCAUUCAUUGGCUUUGUCCAGAGAAGGUGAAGUGUUUUCCUGGAAAACCAUUAAGACGAGUCAGUUUGGUGCAGAAGUUCCAUCCCCCCAGCCUCUGAAGUCUCUGUCGGGGAUCCCGCUGGCUCAGAUUGCUGCAGGUGGAGACCACAGCUUCGCUGUCUCUCUGUCGGGGGCUGUGUAUGCCUGGGGGAGGAACCAUGCAGGGCAGCUGGGACUUGGGAACACCACAGACAUAUUUUGUCCAACCCUCGUAAAGUCUUUACAACGCAAGAAGACUGUGUUUAUUUCUUGUGGAGAGGAACAUACAGCCAUUCUUACCAAGGAUGGGUUAGUGUACACUUUUGGAGCAGGAAGUUUCGGGCAACUCGGACACAACUCAACAAGGAAUGAAGUCCGACCUCGACUAGUUGCUGAGCUGUGGGGGGUGAAAGUUUCACAGAUAGCAUGUGGAAGGCACCACACGGUUGUUUACAUUUCCUCUACCAGAAAGGUCUACUCGUUUGGGUGUGGAGAGCAAGGGCAGCUGGGAACUGGACAGAACAGUAAUCAAGAGGUUCCACACCCUCUAACACUAUCAGCAGCAGAUGGAAACAACCUCGCCGUUGAUAAAAUUGUUGCUGGAGGAAACCAGACAUUUGUGUUAUACUCUCAAAUGGAGGAGCUUGAGCCUUCAGCAAAUAGUUUCCCCUUAAAAACUGGUAAAAGGAUUUCCAGUAUCAAUGAUAAUUUGCUGGACAAAUGGAUCUCAGAAUGUGAGUCAAAACAAUGGAAGAAUACAAAAAAAGAAAUUACAAGGGUUUUCUCAUCUCCUUCGUGUCUUAAUGGGAGUUUUCUGGAACAAAGCAACGAUAAACACUUUAAGACAACCGCUGAGACCUUGGGCAUGGACUUAUCCCUUGUGCGUCUUGCUUUUGAGAAGUUAGCAAGGAAUAUGAAAGUGUUAAUGCAGGUUGAAUCUGUGGUUCUGAACAAGCUGCUGCCUUCUCUAAGUGGGGCCCCAGCUGGUGUCGAAGCCUUGAGGAUUUACCUGAUUAUACCUGAACUCAUUAGAGUCCUCAAAACAGAGCAAAGUAUCAGCGAGGUAGCAUCUUCUCUAGCUGAAGCCAUUCUCAGACUACAGCCAAGCAGCAGAGAAAUACUUGAGUCCUUGUGGUCAAAGAUACCCAUUGCCUUCUUCAAGUUGGUUGUGAUGCUAUAUCAUCUUGUAUCCAGCCGAUACCUUCACAGGGCAAGAGCAGGUUCCCCUGUGAAGGAUAAACUUGAGAACUCUUUACGUGUCCUGCAAAUACUAUACAAGGUGAACUCCAAUGCUGGUAACAGGAUUCAGGAGAAUAAGUUCAACAUCUCUGAGAUUGGACUUUAUUUUCACUCAAUUGAACAAAUACAUCCUCUUAAUUUGAAAUUAAUUGAAAAACAAAAAUCAUUUAUGAUUCUCCUACAUUCAUUGACCGAUUACCCUUGUAUCUUCGAUUUCUGUGCCAAACGCUUUACACUCCGAAUGGAUUGUUAUAAAACAUUUUUUACCGCUGCCCAGACGCAUCAUUUUGGAGGAAAUAAUCUGCUUGUCAACCGAAGAAAUCUCUUACAUGAUACCUUGCAGUACUUAAGAAACAAUUCCUGCAACCCCUGCUGGCCAUUAAAGGUCAAAUUUGUGGAUGAAAACGGUAUUGAUCACGGAGGGAUAUCGCAAGAGUUCUUCUCUGUCAUCACCAGGGAGCUGCAUGCAUUUGAACCUAGAGUAUUUAAACUCUAUGAAGACUCCAGACUUGUGUGGUUUACUCAGAAGGAACACAGAAACAGUGAUAUGUUCUUUCUGAUUGGAGUCCUUUGCGGAAUGGCUUUGUACAAUCGCUGCGUAGCAGACUUCCACCUCCCCUUGGCCUUGUUCAAGAAGCUGCUGAAUGAAAAGCCCACGCUGGAAGACCUGAAGGAGUUGUCCCCAAUAGAAGCGAGGAGCCUUCAAGCUGUUCUUGAUGAAGAUGAAGAUUCCGUAGAAAGUUUAUAUUUGGACUUCACAGUUCAAGGACAUGAACUCGUGCCGAAUGGGAAAGAUAUACUUGUCACCAAAUACAACAGAACUCAGUAUGUUGAAGAAUACGUGGAUUUUGUGUUCAACAAAUCGGUCAAGAAGCAAUUUGACGAUUUUAUGGAAGGUUUUAGAAAAGGAUGCCCCAGUAAGAUGUGGGACAUAUUCCUGCCUGUUGAGCUCAUGGCAGUACUCAAUGGAAACACCAAAUAUGAGUGGGAAGAAUUGGAAAAGAAUGCAAACUACAAAGGAUAUGAACCUACAGAUGAGAACAUCAGGAAUUUCUGGAUGGUAUUCCAUGAACUUGACGAGGAGCAGAAAAAGCAUUUCCUUGCCUUUUUGACAGCAAGUGACAGAGUGCCAGUAGGAGGGAUGGCCAGUCUCAGCAUCACCAUAGUGAACAUAGAAAGAGAGGAUCCAGACGAAUACUAUCCCGUUGCAAACACCUGUUAUUGGUUCUUGUACCUUCCCAAUUACAGCAAUGUGGACAUCUUGAAAGAGCAGUUAUUGCAUGCAAUCACUUUCUAUGAAGGAUUUGGUGAAUAUGUGAAUUUAAAGGCUCAGCACGUUCAGUAUGACCAAUUUUACAUAGCUGGCUUAACCAGCUUGGUGGGUAUCCAGGAAGAGUACCUGAAAACUCUGUGUGCCUACCCAUUUAUAUUCAACACCAAAACCAAAAUACUGCAGACAGAUGCUCAGUUACAGAUGCAGUGUUUUGUAGAACACACCUGGUUCCACCUGAUUGGUGUAACAUGUGGUCUGGCGAUAUACAACUCCACUGUGGUGGACCUGCACUUCCCCUUGGCCCUCUUCAAGAAGCUUCUGGGUGUGCCGCCCACUCUGGGGGACUUAAAGGAACUGUCCCUGACUGAGGGAAGACAAGAGUUUGUGGAAGCGUAUCUUAACUACGUCUUUAACAAGUCUAUUGAGGAGCUGUACCAGCCAUUCUCAAGCAGCUUCCUGAAGGUCUGUGGAGGCAAGGUCCUGUCACUGUUCCAGCCCUCCGAGCCGAUGGCAAUGGUGGUGAGGAACAAUUAUAACUGGGAGGAGGUGGAGAAGAUAAGCUUUCAUAUCUCAAAUGCUGCAUACAAAGGUGAAUACUCACUGUUACAUCCUACAGUAAAAAUAUUCUGGGAAGUAUUCCAUGGGUUUCAACUGGAAAAGAGAAAACAAAUCUUACUGUUCUUGACAGGCAGUGACCGCAUCCCCAUAUACGGAAUGGAGAGCCUGCAGAUGGUCAUUCAGCCCACAUCGGCAGGAGAGCAGUACCGGCCUGUGGCUCACACCUGCUACAACCGGUUAGAUCUGCCCAAGUACCAGACCAAAGAGAUUCUCAGGAGGAGGCUUACCCAGGCCAUUGAACAGUUUGAAGGAUUCAGUCUGGUAUGA